AUGGAUCACACCGAGUCUCCUGUUUCUAGUCCCAAGUUUAUGGCUUCCUCUCCCUCUGCACCAACACAAGAGCGUGAACGCCCGUUUCAAUGUCCCGUCCCUUCAUGUAACGGCCGGUUUCAGCGCAAAUUUACUUUACGAGAGCACAUGAAGACUCAUACUGGUGAAAAGCCAUACCAAUGUGCGAUUCGUUCUUGUGCCAAGCGGUUUAGUACGUCAGGCAAUUUGGCUCGUCAUCGCCGACUUCAUUUACUCAAGAAACUCGAAUGUCCUGUUGAAGGAUGCACGCGCAUAUUCACAAAAUCGGAAAAGCUCGCACGUCACCUACAAAAUCAUCUCGGCAGCGUUGCUCAUAUCUGCGUUGUUGAAGGCUGUGGAAAGACAUUUAGUACGGCUGGAAAUCUUACGCGCCACUUGCGAACACAACAUCCACCAGGUGCUGUGGCUGCUGCUCGUGCCGCUGUUCCACCUGUGCUUCGAGCUCCUCCUGCCCGUCCGAGCCCUCUCUCCGUCACUGAUUAUGUUCCAUGGGCAUUAACAACCGCACAUAAUGCCGCUACAUCGAGCAGCUCAGAACAGAACAUUAGUGUGCCUCAGGCUGCUAAUGUUUCAGAUCGUGAGAUCCUCGAUGUUCUUCAGUGUCUCUUUGUUGAUGAAAACCCUGGCAUAUCUGCCGCAUUGAUGGACCAGACUCACGAACACUACCGUCUUCAAAGUGACCAGCCUGUGCUGUUGUACUUGUAA
Messenger RNA from Plasmopara halstedii, 744 nucleotides. RefSeq lists its product as hypothetical. Lineage: Eukaryota; Oomycota; Peronosporomycetes; Peronosporales; Peronosporaceae. Gene Ontology annotation, biological process: regulation of transcription by RNA polymerase II. Gene Ontology annotation, cellular component: nucleus. The coding region runs from base 1 to 744 and encodes 247 amino acids. The transcript has a single exon. The record is from RefSeq and is a predicted model, not a curated record.